AUGGCGUACGAUUACCCGGCCGCCGGGAAGCUGUCGGUUUACGUGUCUGACGACGGCGGGUCGGAGAUGACCGUGUUUGCUCUGAUGGAGGCGGCCAAGUUCGGGAAGCGGUGGCUGCCCUUCUGCCGGGAGAAUAACCUUACGGAUCGGUGCCCCGGUGCUUAUUUCGGGUCGGCCCGUGAUUUGAGUUCAGAGGCUGCCGAAAUUAAGACCAACGAACCUACAUUCUUCUUGUACGCAUUUCUGUUCAUCGGGGCCUAUGCACAAGACUGCUUCGAUUUCGUGAAUGCAGACGGCACAUUACUAAAGUGGUGGAGUGACCAGAGGAAGUGGCUAUUGAGAGGUCUCUCGUCUUUCCUAUUUGGGCUUAUAGAGUACGUGGCCAGCCGCUUAGGCAUGGCUGCCAAUGUGUUCAACGUGACAAGCAAAGUCAUGGAUGACGAGCUAUGCGAAAGGUACAACCGAGGGACCUUCGAGUUUGGGGUUGACUCCUCCAUUUUCGUCCCAUUAGCAACGGCAGCCAUUAUGUUUAUUGCAGGUUUUGGGAUUGUAAAUGGGGUGCAAUUCUAUGAGGCCAUGGUUUUGAGACGCGAUAAAGGGAGGAUGCCGGCGAGUGUCACGAUCAAGUCGACACUUCUUGUGGGGUUGCUCUAUGGAAUUGUGUCUCUUCUUCAAUGUGCAUGA
This is a messenger RNA of Striga hermonthica, 684 nucleotides long. NCBI's taxonomy places the organism in Eukaryota, Viridiplantae, Streptophyta, Magnoliopsida, Lamiales, Orobanchaceae. The record is from the annotation of a GenBank genome assembly.